Messenger RNA from Sitodiplosis mosellana (orange wheat blossom midge), 1202 nucleotides. RefSeq lists its product as uncharacterized. Gene Ontology annotation, molecular function: translation initiation factor activity; ATP binding. Gene Ontology annotation, biological process: cytoplasmic translational initiation. The transcript has 5 exons. Gene Ontology annotation, cellular component: cytoplasmic stress granule. Bases 36 to 1202 code for a protein of 388 amino acids. NCBI's taxonomy places the organism in Eukaryota, Metazoa, Arthropoda, Insecta, Diptera, Cecidomyiidae. The record is from RefSeq and is a predicted model, not a curated record.
UAUAAUAGUAAUCAUUGAUUGUUCAAUUUGAAAUAAUGCGUUCAUUAAAAGAAAAAUUGGAGGAUGUUCUGAAAGAUGAACAGCGCGAUCAAAGUCUACUGAGCAGCAGAACUGCUGAAGAAUUUCCUGUCAACAGCGCUGUAGCGUUUUCAUUGCGGAAUUUGGGUGUUCACAAUCUUUCACACAUUCAAGUCAAAAUGUUGACUGGUUUAUUGAUCCAAAAAAAAAACAUGGUUGUUGUCGAUGAGGCAGGUGGUGGAAAAACUUUUGGUGCAAUCAUCGCGAUCCUCAGUCGAAUCGAUGCAAAUCGAAUGAAUCCACAGGCAUUGUUUGUAUGUGCCACAUAUGAGGCGGCUCUUCAAGUGGCGGCCAAAAUGUUAGCACUCGCUGUGCGAAGUCAGAUUAAUAUCACGACACUCAUGGCAAACAAGAACGUGCAAAUUGGUCAAAAAGCUGAUGGCCAUAUAAUCGUGGGUACACCAAAAGAAAUCGUAUCUUUUUCCAUCAUGCGCAAUUUCAACAUUGAGGAUAUCGAAUGCAUCAUCAUCGAUGACGUAGAUAUCGUCAACACGUCUGAUCUUUUUCGAUCCCAUGUCAUGGGUAAAUUGGAUAGAUCGGCAUUAAAAAUGUUUAUUGCUUCACAAAUCCACACAGCUGCACCAUACGGUAAUGAUAUGGAAAUCGUUCCAGAAUAUGGUACACGCAACAUAACGGAAACGUUUUUGAACUGUGCAGACAUUGUACAAAAAAUAAAAGCAAUUGUGACCGCUUAUACUGUACUUGUCAAAUACAAAUCACAGGGCAUCAUUUUCUUUCGAACACGCGAAAACCUGGACCUUGUAGCCUCGGUUUUGACAUUGAAAAAAUGUGCAGUUUCAAUGCUUCACAGCAAAAUGACGUUCGAAGAUCGUGAUUUGGCAAUAAGAAAGUUCGGCUGGGGUCAAUCAACUCUUCUGUUGACCACAAAUGUUUUGGCUCGUUCAGUUAGCUUCGAAGCGGCCCGAUUGGUGAUCAAUUUUGAUAUUCCCGAUAACGGUCUUGCUCAUACUUUCGAUGGAAAAAGCUAUCACUACAGAAUUGGUAGAUCUUCUCGAUUCGGACAACGCGGGCUGGCCAUAAGCUUUGUAAGCGGAGACGAUCAACAGAUAUUCAACAAUCUAUUGGCGCAACACCCAGACCUUUCGGAAAUAUACAAUGUAUAA